AUGAGAUUGAUAAGCAGUAGAUUCCGGUCGGACUGGAACCAAGUCUUGAAGGAGAUGUCCCUUUUGGACAAGCUCCUUCCCUUUUUAAUCAUCCUCGCCAUGAUCAUCGGGAUACUUUUAUCGAUAUACGUGCCUAAUUCCAGGAGGGUGUUCACUAGCUCCGACGGCGAGAACAAGUUGACCACGGUGUCGAUUCCGUUGACGGUGGGGUUGAUCAUCAUGAUGGUGCCCCCCUUUUGCAAGGUGCAGUAUGAAAAGUUGCUCCAGUUGAACAAGAGCAGCACUAGGCAUACCAAGUAUAUGCAGGAUAUCUUGAUUUCGCUUGUGUUGAACUGGGUCGUGGGCCCGCUUCUUAUGUUUGGGCUCAGCUGGGCCGUCUUGUUCAACGAGCCCGAGUACCGCGUGGGGGUGAUUAUGAUUGGCAUGGCGCGGUGCAUCGCGAUGGUUUUGUUGUGGAACCAGCUUGCGUUGGGGCUGAAUGAGCUAUGCGCCAUUUUGGUGGUGUUGAACAGCUUGUUGCAGAUUGUGUUGUAUGCGCCCUAUCAGAUUUUGUUCUGUUACGUCAUCACGGGCGAGCCGAUCGAUUUCGACCUGCUGGUGACGAUGGGCGAUUUGUUCUUGAUGGUGUUGAAGAACAUCGCCAUCUUUUUAGCGAUGCCGUUGGCUUUUGGCGUCUUGAUCCGCGUGGUGGGGUUGGUUACUGUGGGGCGCGAGACGUUUGAAACAAAAGUUAUGCCCUGGAUUGGGCCGUGGGCACUCGCUGGGUUGCUCUAUACCAUCCUCAUUAUAUUCAUCACCAAGGGCGACACCUUCAUCCAUGAGAUCCACGAGAGUUUGAAAUGCUUGAUCCCUUUGCUGCUUUAUUUCUUGAUCAUGUGGUUCGGCACCUUCUUUUUGAUGCGGUUCGUUACGAAUUACCGCAACUUGCGCCAGUACCGGGCAAAGAAUAAGCACAACGAAGAGGAGGAGGUGGAAGAGGAGGGCUUGUUGACGUGUGGAUGCGAGGAGAAGUUGACCAUUGAGCAGCGCGAGAAACUGCACAGCUUGAAAUGCAACGCCAAUUACGCGAAAACGGUUACUCAUCUGUUCACCUCGGCGUCGAAUAAUUUCGAGUUGAGUUUGGCGAUGGCGAUUGCCUUGUAUGGCGACCAUAGCAAACAGGCAAUUGCCGCAGUUUACGGUCCGUUGAUUGAGGUGCCUAUCUUGUUGCUCCUAACUUUUGUAGCUAGGUAUUUUAAAGUCAGAUACGUUUGGCACGAUGACUGA
Molecule: messenger RNA, 1266 nt
Organism: Lodderomyces beijingensis
Lineage: Eukaryota; Fungi; Ascomycota; Pichiomycetes; Serinales; Debaryomycetaceae
Source: the annotation of a GenBank genome assembly